AUGACCAAGCGCAGCUUGUCGAGUCCCCUCUUGCACGACUUCAUGGCGCCGCUCAGCCGCUCCCCCAACCUCGACUUCCACCUCCCCUUUGAGCAGCACUUCCGCGCCCUCUCGCACGCCGGCCGCACGUCGCGCGACACAUGCUCCUCCUCGGCCUCGUCCUCCCGCGGCAGCAAGCCCCAGCACCCCGUCUAUGACCACGACCACGACCACGACAACAGCAACAACAACACCUACAACAACUACAACAUCAACAUCAACAACAGCGCCAUUGGCGACGACGACGACGACUACGACGACUUCGACGACGGCGACGACGACUUCCUCGUCGACGGGCUGGACGAGUACCACCAGGGCCUGCUGCACGCGGCCGCCUCGCGGGGCCCGCGCCGCUUCCACCCGUCGUUCCGCCGCCCCGUGUGCCAGCUGCAGCUGGGUGCGGCGUGCCCGGCCGGUCCGCGCGCCGCGCCCGCGCCCACGCCCAGCAGCCCCGGCCGGAGGGGCAGCCUGGCGCGCCCGCCCGCGGCGAGGAGGCCCGCCAAGCUGGUGCUCGCGCCGAGCGGGCUGGUCCCGGCGAAGCAGCUGCGCAGGGAGAGCUUCUGGUCCGCCCACCAGGGGGACGAGCUGGCCACGCCGCGGCUGACGCUGACGCGGUACGAUCUGCGGGCCGACGAGGAUGCCAUAUAUAACUGGAAGCGCAGGGGGCAGUACUUUGACCGGUGGAUACAUGCGGACUGA
Ustilaginoidea virens is the source of this 738-nucleotide messenger RNA. RefSeq lists its product as uncharacterized. The record is from RefSeq and is a predicted model, not a curated record. The transcript has a single exon. Bases 1 to 738 code for a protein of 245 amino acids. NCBI's taxonomy places the organism in Eukaryota, Fungi, Ascomycota, Sordariomycetes, Hypocreales, Clavicipitaceae.